This is a messenger RNA of Galdieria sulphuraria, 1112 nucleotides long. RefSeq names its product translation initiation factor eIF-2B delta subunit. The record is from RefSeq and is a predicted model, not a curated record. Lineage: Eukaryota; Rhodophyta; Bangiophyceae; Galdieriales; Galdieriaceae. Bases 7 to 1089 code for a protein of 360 amino acids. The transcript is spliced from 7 exons.
AAGCAGAUGGAAACAACUUCUGAAACAGUAGAUAAUAGACACUUAUCAUUGCUAAAGAAGAAGGUCGAGAAAACAAAACAUGCACCGCCUUCACGUCGAAUACAAUAUGAUGAUCCGAGUGCAGUUGCCAAGUUGAAAAAGACGCAAAUUGUUCGAAAGAAAACUGCAGAACGUGCUGUUCCACUCUUUUCUCACUUGCCUCAAUAUGAACAAGAAAGUAUAUUUUCUAGAGGGUUUCAAAGAGAUGCAAGUGAACUUCAUCCAGCAGUGAUAAAGUUAGGACUUCAGUAUGCUUCCGACGUGAUAUCUGGUGCCUCUUCUCGUUGUUUAUCGUUAUUGGAUACUCUUGCACUGGUUAUUGAAAGUUUUUCAUUAUCGGAAAUUUUAGAAACACGUGACUAUCGCCGGGAAUUAGAUAAAUAUAUAAGACGUAAUAUUCAGUUUCUUACUGAUUGUCGACCUUUAUCUAUUUCAAUGGGUAAUUGUAUAAGAUAUAUCAAGUCACGUAUCUCUCAUUUAUCUCCAAGUAUUCCUGAAAUAGAAAAUAAAUCGAGUCUUUUGAAAACAAUUCGCAGUUUUCGCGAAGAGAAGUUUGAGCGUACCGAAGAGAUGAUUGCAGAGUUGGGUGCAAAGCGUAUCAGAGACGGAGACACUAUUCUUACUUUGGGUCGAAGUUCUUGCGUUGAAGAAAUAUUUGUAAAAGCGAAAGAAUGUGGAAAAGACUUUCAUGUGAUUGUCUUAGAGGCUAGACCGAGACAAGAAGGACUGGAACUUUGCAAGAAUCUAAUUCGAGUUGGAGUCAAGACUGAUUAUUCUUCAUUAUUUGCAGCAAGUUAUUAUAUGCGGGAUGUCAAUCUUGUUUUAUGUGGUGCAGAAGGUCUAAUGUCUACUGGUGCGGUUAUUUCAGGAUUGGGAACGGCAUGUGUAGCUCUGGUAGCCAAAGAGUAUCAUGUUCCUGUCAUGAUUGCCAGUCAGACUAUCAAGUUUUCAGAAAGAGGACAUUUGGAUGCAAUUUGCUUCAAUGAAAUUGGUAAUCCAGAGGAGUUGGUUGAUCAUGAUGGAAGUGAAUGGAGAAUUGGAAAGAGAUGAAAAACCUCAAGGUUUUAAAUUUG